CGCUGCUCUGUGGCGCAAACGUAGAGAGAUCACCCAAAAUACUUUGAAGAAGACAUCUAGCAAGAAAGCACUCGAGGAAUAUGUUCAAGUUAUUUGGCCUAACGCUUUUAUUGACGGCAGCGGUGCUGGCACGUCCUGAGCCGCCGGUUAACUCCUACCUGCCACCCUCGCCCUCCGACAGCUAUGGAGCUCCGGGUCAGGGAGGUGGACAGGGACAAGGCGGCUUUGGCGGCAAACCAUCGGAUCAGUAUGGUGCUCCGGGCAAUGGCAACGGCAACGGCAAUGGUCGUCCCUCGAGCAGCUACGGUGCUCCCGGUCAGGGACAGGGAGGUUUCGGCGGCAAACCCUCCGAUCAGUACGGUGCUCCAGGCAAUGGUAAUGGAAAUGGCAACGGUCGCCCCUCAAGUAGCUAUGGUGCUCCCGGUCAGGGACAGGGCGGCUUCGGUGGCAAGCCCUCGGACCAGUAUGGUGCUCCCGGUAAUGGUAAUGGAAAUGGCAACGGUCGUCCCUCAAGCAGCUAUGGUGCUCCUGGUCAGGGCCAAAACGGUUUCGCUGGCAAGCCAUCGGAUCAAUAUGGUGCUCCUGGUAACGGUAAGGGCACUGGUGGUCCAUCCAGCACUUAUGGUGCUCCGGGUCUGGGCCAAAAUGGAUUCGGCGGCAAACCUUCCGAUCAGUAUGGCGCUCCUGGUCGUGGUAACGGAAAUGGUCGUCCAUCAAGCACAUACGGAGCUCCUGGUCAGGGCCAAAACGGCUUUGGUGGCAAACCCUCAGAUCAAUAUGGCGCCCCCGGCAAACCAUCCGAUCAGUAUGGUGCUCCAGGAAAUGGUAAGGGUAAUGGUGGCCCAUCUAGCAGCUAUGGUGCUCCUGGUCAAGGACAGGGCGGCGGCUUUGGUGGCAAACCUUCGGAUCAAUAUGGCGCUCCUGGCAAUGGCAAUGGUAACGGUCGUCCAUCUAGUAGCUAUGGUGCUCCUGGACAGGGCCAAGGACAGGGUGGAUUCGGUGGCAAACCCUCCGACUCAUAUGGUCCCCCAGCUUCAGGAUCCGGUGCUGGCGGCGCUGGUGGUGCCGGUGGUGGCGCUGACUAUGACAACGACAUCGUUGAGUAUGAGGCCGAUCAACAAGGAUAUCGCCCACAGGUUCGUUAUGAAGGAGAUGCUAACGCUGACGGCAACGGCGGCGCUGGUGGUCAAAAUUUGGGCCAGAAUGGUUACUCUAAUGGACGUCCCGGUGGUCAAGAUCUCGGCCAGAACGGUUAUUCCAAUGGUCGUCCAGGUGGUCAGGAUUUGGGACAAAAUGGUUACUCCAAUGGUCGCCCCGGUGGUCAGGAUUUGGGUCAGAAUGGUUAUUCUAAUGGACGUCCCGGUGGUCAAGAUUUGGGUCAGAAUGGUUACUCUAAUGGACGUCCCGGUGGUCAGGAUUUGGGACAAAGUGGUUACUCAAACGGUCGUCCAGGCGGUCAAGAUCUUGGCCAGAAUGGUUACUCGAACGGUCGUCCCGGUGGUCAAGAUUUGGGACAGAAUGGUUACUCGAACGGUCGCCCAGGUGGAAAUGGUGGCUCUGACGGAGGUCGCGUGAUCAUCGGUGGCCGUGUCAUUGGUCAGGAUAAUGGUGAUGGUCAGGGUUACUCAAACGGUCGUCCCGAUGGCCAGGAUGGUGGCUUUGGACAGGAUAACAUUGAUGGCCGAGGUUAUUCCAGCGGAAAGCCUGGCCAGGGACGCAAUGGCAAUGGAAAUGGCUUCGGACCCGGUGGCCAGAAUGGCGAUAACGACGGCAGCGGCUACAGAUAUUAGAUACGGCAAAACUGACUCCGAUACACACACUAGCUAGCAUUUGAUACGAAAUAUAGGAAGACGUAGAUCAAUAUCUAGAAGUUUAAGACUCUUUAGAACUAUGAACUAGUUACCAUUACCAUACCAUUACCAUUUACAAUUACCGUUAUCUUAACCUAUACAGUUGCCCUCAAAGCUACAGCUUGGUCUAUCAUCCUGACUAUAUAUGUUCUCUAUACACAUCUCACGCUAUCUCAUCCUAUCUUUUGGUCACAAACAUAUUUCAUAAUCCCAAAUCCAACUCCAUUUAGUAUAAGUUUAAACAUGUUGCAUAUCACAAAAAAUAUUCUGCUCACAAGUGGCAAGGAAUCUAAAAAACAAAGAAAAAAAUACAAAAUAAUGCGCAAGCAAAAGAAAUAGAUUUGUUAAAUUUAAGAAUUAUUCGCCCUUAAGUAUGUGAAGUAAU
Molecule: messenger RNA, 2235 nt
Organism: Drosophila albomicans
Lineage: Eukaryota; Metazoa; Arthropoda; Insecta; Diptera; Drosophilidae
Gene: resilin
Product: pro-resilin
Exons: 2
Coding region: 81-1790 (569 amino acids)
Biological process (GO): positive regulation of transcription by RNA polymerase II
Cellular component (GO): RNA polymerase II transcription regulator complex
Molecular function (GO): transcription coactivator activity
Source: RefSeq, a predicted model, not a curated record